AGCCAUGCUGGUGGCCAGCACUCCGAGGAGUGGAGCGCUUUAGCAGCAAUUAGCAGCGAGCCGAAGGCGGCGGCGGCUGCUGCCGCUGCAGCCCGGGAGGAAGCGAGGGCAGCUCCUGGGGCUCCCUCCGCAGCAGGCACAGCUCUCUCCAACUGCAAAAGGGUUUCAGAUGUCCCACCGCUGCUUGACCUCCUGCAAAUAAGGGUUGACCACCAGAGGCACAUCCCACCUCUGAUUUACCUUUCUGCAUCUAAGAUGGUGAAGAAAGGAGUGAGGAAGAGAGCAAAAUAACUACUGGGAAGUCUCAAACCAGCUCUUUUUUCUGAGGGAGGACUCGAAGGAUUAAAAGGCAGCAACUUCUGAGGCGAUCUGUCCCCUGAGUUAUGGAUGUUGGUGCACUUACUUCAGGCCAGAUCAGAGCUCAGAGGGAUCUAACCAGAAGCAGCAACCACCGGCUCUCCACUUGCCUUUUACCAGGUUUUACCCAUCCAGUAUGUUUCUUUUGAUAAGACAUUUUCCAACGCCCAGAGUUUCAGUACAAUGUGCAAAUGGAUACUGACAAAUGGUGCCUCAGCCUUUUCCCACCUGCCUUGUUGCUGCUUGCUGCUGCUCUUCUUGGUGUCUUCUGUGCCUGUCACCUGCCAUGACCUCGGCCAGGACAUGCUGUCCCCGGAGGCCACCAACUCUUCUUCUUCAUCAUCCUCCUCCUUCCCCUCGUCCUUCUCCUCUCCUUCCAGUGCGGGGAGACACGUGCGGAGCUACAAUCACCUCCAAGGAGACGUGCGCAAGAGGAAGCUCUACUCUUACAACAAAUACUUUCUCAAGAUCGAGAAGAACGGCAAGGUCAGCGGCACCAAGAAGGAGAACUGCCCGUUCAGCAUAUUGGAGAUAACAUCUGUAGAAAUUGGAGUUGUGGCAGUUAAGUCCAUCAAAAGCAACUAUUAUUUAGCUAUGAACAAGAAAGGAAAAGUCUACGGCUCUAAGGAGUUUAAUAGUGAUUGCAAAUUGAAGGAAAGAAUAGAAGAAAAUGGAUACAACACAUAUGCAUCCUUAAAUUGGAAGCACAAUGGAAGGCAAAUGUUUGUUGCUCUGAAUGGAAGGGGAGCCACAAAGAGGGGACAGAAAACAAGAAGGAAAAACACUUCAGCUCACUUUCUUCCAAUGGUAGUAAUGUCAUAGAUGAAGGAACUGUUUUAUCAAUGCAGAUGAACCAAAGGCUCUUAUGUCACUAAUAAUUGGUAAUCUUCUUGAAGAAUAAUUGCAAAGAAAUAGUGCAGACAUCUGCUUGUUUGAAAAGAGCAGGGGAAGCCUCUGAAGUUUUUGUACUCAUUGCUGGCAAAUGAAAUGCUUUUAUUUAGUUCAGUGUUCUAUCUUAAGAGCAAGAUAGAAGCUGAAUCAAAGGGGAUAUAAGUCAUUGCCAGUGUGAACAAUUUUUUUUCUCUCUGCAACAGAACUUAAGGAAUGUGAGACAAUCUAAUGAAUGAUCUUCGUGGGGAAAGUUAUUUAUGGAAUACUAACUCAUAUCAAAGACCUUAAUUGCUCAUUCAAGCCUAUGAACAGUUAGACAUGCAAGCAUUUACUGGAAGCACUUGGGUCAUAUGCACAAAAAAAGAUGCUUCUGGAGAAGCCUUGUGGAAGAAUGGAUAGGAUUUAAGAAUAUAAGCAAAGCAGUAUCAAACUGUUCUAACAAAACGAAUACUAUGGUUUGCUUGUAUGUUCUAACUUCACUCCUUUUUAUUUCUCUCUAAGUUAUUUAUUUAAUAGGAUGUUAAAUAUCUUUUUUUUUAUUAUUAUUUGAAAUGUUUUCCUCAUUUGCUUCUUUGUUGUUUUCCCUUUUUCUCAGUGCUUCACACAGGGCUGAUAAGUUAAAAGAUCAGAACCUUGUAAGUACUGUGAGAAUAGGUAAUGGACAAGGCUUUAAAGGCAGAAUUUCAUGUGUAUAAUCCAUUUUUUUUCCUAACUCUCUUGCACUUAAUCAAAAGACCAAACAUGCAGUGCUUGGAUUAAUGGUAUUGUGUGUCUUUAUGUUUGAGAGGUUUUCUUACAUAUUAGCACUCAAAAACAAACUUCAAGAAAUACUUCAAAGGUACUUUCUGCUAUUUUUAAACUGAAAGCAGGGUCCAUCUCUGUACUUGGGUAUCAAUGCAUCUGCUUGUAUAUUCGUCUGACUUUGAUUUCAUUGUGGAAUUAAGAACAAAUGCAUUGCAAUCAGUAAGAAAUUUUGCAGCAAGCACUGGGCUGACACCUGGAUGUAGACAGUCCUAUUAGAAUCACUGAUAAUGCCAUUGUUUAAAUUAAACAGAAUGAACUUUCCAAGUGUUAAAUUUGGUCUCUGAAAGAUGAGAUAGCAACACAGCACACCUUAUUCAAUUAAUAUUGCCAUUCAGUGCAUUUGUCCUUGUUAAGAGCUUGAAGAGUCACAGAAAAAGAGUGGGAGCAAUACCUAAAUAAGGACUGAGGGAUAGGGAAUCCAAAAUCAUGCUCAUGCAUUUAUCAGAGAUUAUUACUCACAUGUAUAUUAUAUAUGAGAGCCAACAAAAAAGCUGUGCUGGUAUCCAGCUUUAGCAUGCCUUUCAUAUCCACCAUAGUCACUGAAGGCUCCAAAUGCAUAAUAUCCAGCACAUUUUCAUUAAGUGUUGCUAGUCCCAUGGCUUAACUUGAGCAACUGCAGUAUAACAAAAUUUAGCAUAAUAUGAAGUCUGUUCAAUUAAAGGUACAUAAGGUUUGUUUUAUGUUUUGCUUUACUCUGUAAUUUUAUAGAGCUCUGGAUAGCUCACCAAUGUAACCAUACUGAGAUUCAUUUUGUUAGAGCAGAUAAAUAGAAAGCAGUACAACAAAUAAUUUGUACCACUGUCUUCACAAUGUAUUCCACUAAAUAAAUAAUUAAGCCUUUGCAGUGUCUGUAGUAAGAAACAGAAGUAGUACAAUAUUAUUUUGUUCUAAAUACUUUUAAGUAAUAACUAUGAGAUUAUAUUGAUGAUGCAGUUUUAUCUUCAAUAUUUCUUGUUGUGAAAAAGUCAUUUUUAUUUUUAUUGUUUGGAAACUGUAUUUUGGUACAAAGGAGAGCCUUGCUUAAUGUUUCUUUUGAGAAUGUUUAACCUCUAUAAAGGCUGGUGUUGUUGGAAUCUUCUUUAAGUUAUUUAAGUCAAUGUUUAACCAGCACUUCAAUCUUAAUCUGUUAUUUAAAUAUUAGCUGUUAAAAAUAAUAAUAAUAAUAAUGAAAGAAAGAAAAAAGGAAAAACAACACACAAAAAAUAAUAGGUUUCCCAUAAAAUACAAAGUGGUCAGACUGUAUUUCCUGUUCUUGAAUAAAGUCAACUCUUUUAAAACCAGAAAGUAAUUUGAGACACAACAUUCUAACUGAUAGCUAA
Molecule: messenger RNA, 3371 nt
Organism: Coturnix japonica (Japanese quail)
Lineage: Eukaryota; Metazoa; Chordata; Aves; Galliformes; Phasianidae
Gene: FGF10
Product: fibroblast growth factor 10
Molecular function (GO): growth factor activity
Source: RefSeq, a predicted model, not a curated record